AUGCCGUUCACUUUUCACCUGCCUGUUGACUUCUACCGAGCCCGUCACCUCUGCAACCUCGAUGCCCCCGAAAACAAUGCCCCCAAAAAGCGGCAGACAGAAAAGACUUCACCGCGGCAAUACAAAGCAGGCGGUAACAAGACCAAUCAAGAGACCUAUAAAUAUGGCCUUCUUCCCUGGCUCUGUGUCGAAACAAUUCUCUUCCUUACCAUAUCUGACGGAUUCCCUCAAGCUGUAACCAAGCUGCCCUGCUACAGCGGAUGA
This is a messenger RNA of Penicillium verhagenii, 264 nucleotides long. RefSeq lists its product as uncharacterized. The transcript has 2 exons. Bases 1 to 264 code for a protein of 87 amino acids. NCBI's taxonomy places the organism in Eukaryota, Fungi, Ascomycota, Eurotiomycetes, Eurotiales, Aspergillaceae. The record is from RefSeq and is a predicted model, not a curated record.